Messenger RNA from Sporothrix schenckii 1099-18, 1503 nucleotides. RefSeq lists its product as uncharacterized. The transcript is spliced from 2 exons. Bases 1 to 1503 code for a protein of 500 amino acids. NCBI's taxonomy places the organism in Eukaryota, Fungi, Ascomycota, Sordariomycetes, Ophiostomatales, Ophiostomataceae. The record is from RefSeq and is a predicted model, not a curated record.
AUGGAUCUCACGCAACUCGCUGUCGAUGCGGCCGCUGACAUGAAGGGCCUGGUAUCACUUUAUUCAACCAAUGCGGCGGCCACGGCCGUGGUUUUUCUCGUCUUGGCAUAUGUGGUAUUGACAUUUCACAAACGUAUCGUGCGACCAACAAAACCAACCAAAACAACAUCAUCCUCACAGAAGUCGACAGCCGAUCCAGACGGCCUUGCGUAUUUCCUUCCUCCGUCGCGCCGCCAAGUGCUGCCACCACCCUUUGGCACAGUCGAGAAGGACAGUGUCAAAGAGGGCGAAGGUGGAUUUGUCUCCCCUACCGGCAUUCGUCUUUGCGAACUUCGGCGUCUCGUGGGCUCCUUUCCGGACUACGCGGUGCUCAGCGGCGUGCCCCACCCACAGCCAUGCCCGGCCGGAUUUACGCUAGAGACGGCCCGCUUCCGGCCGUUUCGACCAUUUCGAUGGCGAUACCAUCAACACAUGGCACUUAUGAAACUGGACCCCGACAACUGGCUGGAGCUACAGCACAGCUACAAAGCGAGUCUGGCGGAACGGCGCGCCCUUUAUGAGGCACACGGCGAAAAGAUUUUGUUCUGCAGUACGCCCGGCGACGACAACGACAACGACAGCGUUGUGGAUGCUCUGGCGUGCCGCGAGCUGCUGGAGAUGGCGCUGCAGUUUGUCUGUCGGCGGUAUCCGCAUCUCUUUGCACUGGACGAGCAGGAAGGAGAGAAACAGACCGUUCGCGUGUUUGUCAACGAGGUGCUCGGCACAAAAGUCGUGCUGGAUGACGGCGUCUAUGGCCACCGUGCGCUCCAAGUCCUGCUCGAUAACAUUCCCGAAGACUUUGCCAUUGUCACGCGCAGCGCAGACGACGGGCGCUACCGCCUGCGCGCGGCCAGUGUCUCCUCGUCCGUCGGCUGGUGCAUCGGACAGCACCGCGGGCGGCCGCUGCAGGACAUCCACGGCCGGGUGACGGACUAUGCGACGAAAAUGGCGCGCAGCAUGGACCGCUACUUUGCCAAGCUGCCGACGGACCAGCCGAUCCAGCGCGGAUCGUGGACCAUCGAAGAGGGGCGGCCGCUGUUUGUCGAGCACGAGGCCGACCGGCCAGGCCUUGGUUCGGAAGGCGAUGGCGAUGGCGAUGGUGGACGCAGUGGACGGCUGCCCCUGCAUCUCCGCUGCGACUGGCAGACGCUGCGCCGGCUGCCUCUGACGGGCGCGAUUGUGUUCAAUUUCAAGCCGGCGUUUACGCCCCUCACGGACCUGAGGAGUGAGCCGUACGUGCCGGCGCUGCUGCACCAGAUCCUCGACCAGGGCGACCCGCGACUGGUGACGCCGGGCAAGUGCAUGGAGCACACCCACAAGGAGGUGGUGUCUCUCCUGAAAUCGUGGGCAGACGAGCAGGUCGCGUCAGGCGUGGUGCCGGCCGAUUGGGAACCGCGAACAUUGGACGAAAGUCCAUUUUAUCCUGGAUGGGAGGCGGUGUGGCACGGGGCCCAGGGGUUUUGA